Molecule: messenger RNA, 5108 nt
Organism: Ostrea edulis (European flat oyster)
Lineage: Eukaryota; Metazoa; Mollusca; Bivalvia; Ostreida; Ostreidae
Product: zinc finger Y-chromosomal protein 2-like
Exons: 2
Coding region: 4166-5074 (302 amino acids)
Cellular component (GO): nucleus
Source: RefSeq, a predicted model, not a curated record
GCCAAGAACGACAACCACUCAUAGAUAUCCAGAUUCGUAAUCUCCGAAUUAUAUCAGAUGGAUCGAUACAAUUCUUUUUUUUUUUGAAUAGUGCAUAAGAGUGUAAAAUGUAAAAAUGAGUGCAUAUUUUGAAAUAUGAAUUAUAAAGUUAAGAAAAACCCACACAUUUUCAACCUAUUUAGAUUUCCAAUCUUUUUGCCUUUCAUAUCUUAUAAUUAACAACUCGCAAUAAUACAUGUAACUAUUUCCUCGUCUGCAGCUGUGAACCAUGCGCUUAUGAAUUUGAUAAAAAUAGUACACAUAUUUUCCCGGCAGGGAAUUCCAACAGAAAUGAAGGUACGUGUAGUAUGAAAAAAUUGGAAAUAAAUUUCAUUUUGGAAAAUACAUGAGGGUAUUACAAUGUAACUACAAAAGUCACGCUAGAUAUUUUUCAUAAAACGCCAUUGUGCUUUAUGAAGUAUACCUGUGUGAAGCGCUGCAAUUCAUAUCCUCAUGCAUUUUCAAAAAUAGAAUUUAUCUUUAAUUGGAACUUGUCAUCGAUAGUGUUGUAAGGUGAAAUACAAGGAAGAGGACAUUUCUACUGCAUGAUGAUACCCGUGAAUAUGUGCGUACACUCUAUACUUCACUCUUAUAACAUGUGUUGAAUAGGAACUUUUUAAUGAUGAUAAUAGAACCUUUAGCACGAAUAACUUUCUCAAGGGACAAUAAUAUGUUCGGUUAAUGUAAAAAACGAUUUUCUAUCACUUAGAGCAUAUUAUACAUGAUAAACAGAUAAAAUUCAUAUCAAUGUAAUACAUCAGUCGCAACGGCCCAUCAUGUGCAGAUAUGAGGUCUGAUAUUGACCGAGGGCCGAUAUUGAUCUAGGUCCGAUAUGAUAUAUGUUAUGAAUUCCCCAUUCUUCUCAUGCUUCUGAUGUUUUAAUAAUGUGCGACUCAUGUGUAAUUGCUCGCUAUAGAAAUAAAAAUUCAUAUUAGUAUCAAAAUUAUUUGAUUUUUUUAACAAUCACGAUGACAAUUUGAUGUACAGACAUGAGAAUCCUAUAAUUGAGAGAAAACUUUAUAACUGCAAUUUAUGCCAGACAUAUACGAUAGUAAUCUGCGAUCGUAAUCUCUGUGUGUAUCUGCAAUGCCACUUCAAAGUUUUUAAAUUCUAAGGAAUGUUGUCCCAUUGGGAGAAUGAAUGCAAACUUUCUUUUGUUAAUGAUAUGACCAUUUUUGAUAAACCGUGUGUGAUUCAGGCACAGUGAACUAUGUAUGUAUGUCUGCCUCGCGCCCAUAAAAAAUAAGAUCAUUUCAGAGUUGAAUGUCAUUUAUUUUCUAUGUAAGAAUAUUGCAAAAUGUGCAGAUAAAAAGAAUACACAAAUAUAUUGUUUUGCUAUUUUCCGCCACACUCAACAGUUAUCUGAUGGCGCCCAGUUGGUGGAAGAGAGAACCCAGAUACAAUAUACCUGGGAAGAGACCACCGUCCAUCCGAAAGUAAAUUGGGAAACUUUCUCACUUACCGGCGCGAGUGCCAACCAGAGGUGGGAGGCCGUGUGAUUUUGAGCGCGAUGCUCGUUCCACUUGGAAGGUGUAAAACAAUGUUAUACUAGUAUCAUGACCAGAAAAAACAUAUACAAAGGACCAUAUAACGCAAAUAUACCUAUGUCAAAAUACACAGGUUUAGCUACCUACAGUUCUAUGGCAAAAAUGUAACUGGACAUCCAAAAAAAGGCAAAAAAUGCAAUACUGUACAUCAUCAAACUGGUGUGACUAGCAUAUCAUACUGCAAGACUAGAACUAAAUGAGUAAUGUUACAUAUAGCUGUAUCACAAUUAGUACCCGUGAUAAGUACCCCUAUGGGGGCGCUAUCCUUCCUCAACAAGGUAGACAACAUAAUGCAGAAAAUUCUAGGGUAACCAAUUGCACUUGUCUACAAAGAAAUGUUGGAUGGCUUGUUAACGCCCCCACACCCAAAAGAGAAAAGGAGAACUGAAAUUAUGACAAAAUAACACAUUUUCACUUAUAAUGGUCUGAUGCAUAGUAAACCGAUUUGAUAAAACUAUGACUUUCUAAGACUUUUUAAGUAAACUCCUAGUGAAGAGUCUGUUAUAUAUGUCCCUGUAACUAGGUAGUUAUACCCAUCAUAGCCUCGAAGAGAAUGCAUUAGUACAAACUGAUAAAACAUCACAUUGUAAUUAAGAAUUCAGUUGUUACCAUGAUUACAUUUUGGGUAAUUUUGUAUGAUUAUUGGAUGUAUGUCUGUAAAAAGAGUAUGCCUUUGCUCCGGACAUUUUUUAAAAAAAAUUUUUAUUUGAAUUUUUUGCUUUUGGAUUUUUUCCGGACAUGUUGCAAAUUUUGUGGCAUGUUUUGAUUUCUACUAUAAAUAUUUUGUAUCUUCCGGGAAUAGGUGCUCAGCUUGCAUAAGAUGAUGCCAAAUUGAUGCGUCUAAUGUUUACAAGUCUUCGGACCCCUAUAUAUUUUUUUCUCUCUCUGUAUUAUGUAUAUACAACUGUAUAUUUUCAUUGUGUCUUUACAUAAUAAGAAAUGACAAGUUUCAAUUCAGUUGGUGUUGAGGUUUGCCUGCCCCAAUAAAAAACAAGCAAAGUCUUCUUGGCCAUGUUUCUAACGUCGGAACGUUACAAUAAAGAAUAUAUUGUUACACGACUGAUGCUUUUCGAAGCGAGCAAAUCUUAAAUCUAGAGUGUUUCUGAACGGAAAUCCGAUUUCUGGUUUGAUAUGCAUUUUUUGCUAAUCCGGGUCUUUUGUAACGUAGCGCGUAACGCAAUGAACAAACAGUGGUGAUUAUUACUAAUUAGUAAGUGACAGAGUAAAACUCCCCCCAUUGAUUGAUAUCAAAGUAAGAACAUUGGGGGUUUUUUUUUCACUGGAGAAAGACAUUUUCUCAAUAAAGGUGCAAGAUUAUUGAAAUUCAACACUGUAACUUAUUACGCAAAUGGAGACGGGAUAUCUAUUUUACAUAAUGUAAUUACAAUAACCUAAGAUUUUUUUGGGGUAAACUUCAGAUUUCAUGUUUAGCACUACAUGUAUGCGACAACGGUACCUAGAAGUGAAACCCACACAAGAAUAUGCAUAAACAUUCUCUGGACGUAACAAUGGUUGUAUAUGAGCAUAUCUUAAUGUGGACUUGAUCAUCUAUUGAUAGGUUUCGCUGGGUAGCUAUGUUAGGUUUUCUAAUUCAAACACAAUCACGAAAUCGGAUAAUCCAGACUAUCGUCGUGAUAACUGAUAAGCUUCCAGGUCAGGCAAAUUGACGAACGAUUAGAAACGAAGAUCUAACAAAAAAAUGCGUCUAUACUAAUGACGAAGAAGAGAACAAUUUUUUUAAAUGAUUCAUUCCAAUGAUGAGGACUUAAACCAUUCGGGAAUAUCUAUCGUUACAAAAAUAUAUUAAUGUUUAAGCCUGCAGAAUGAACAUUUGAUAAAAUCAUACCGGGAAUUGGCAGUCAUAAUUUUAUUUAGAAAAAUAUUAACACAUUCAGUUUAUGCCCUCUUUAACAAAAGUGUGAUUGUGUAAAAUAGCAAUGUCUUUACACAUAUUAAAUAUCAUUUACUUCUAAAAAUGAAUCCCAUUGCCAAUCGAAUGCAAGAUAGUUUCCAACUUUCGAAUUUCGCCAGUUUUCUUUAUCUAUUCUAACGUCCCCUAAGGGGGCAAUUUGCAUGCUAACAAAGAUCUCGAGAAGUCAUGGGCUAUACGGAGUGCCUGAUAGAAUUUUCUUAAUUUCACAGUAACAUAUUUAUUCACGGCUUUGAUAACUCCGAUGGCUUUUUAUGAAUGAAAUGGGACCGAACACUCCGAGGUCAAUCAUGAAUGGGCAGGUGAGCGAUUGCUGUAUCUAAAGAAUCCCCAUCUAUGACGUCACAGGCGAGGCUACUCGACUGUGAAGACAAACAUAAUCUCCCUCGCUUGAUAACCGUAGUUCAUUCAUAAAUUCUAAUGUUAACUUUCCCAUAACCUUUAAACCCCCCAAUUUUAGUUCAUUCAUAAAAUCAGUAAUUUAAACUCCUCCCCCAUUUAACGUAACCAAUCGUAGAAAUCUAAACAUCGAUGGAAGGUAAUAUUUUCUCAUACUUAUACUAGGCAACUGCAUAUUCUCUUACGAAUUAUAAAACAGAAAACCCAAUCUUAGUAGUGUGCAGUAACAAAACCGAACAACAGUCUUUCCAUGAAAUACAUAUUUUCUGUCGUCGAAUAUGCUAGCUCCUUUGUCAUGCAGGAAGGAUACAUCAUGGAAAACGUAAAGAAGACAAAGGCAAAACAAGCGUUUUGUCCCCACUGCAAAUACAGUACAGACAGGAAGAAUAAUCUAAAACGGCAUAUCGUAACAAUGCAUCAGGAUUCUUCCAAGAUUUUAGAAUGCUGUGACACAGUCUUCAAAUCGAAAGCCUUGCUGCGAGAGCACGUGCUUUUGAAUCACAGAUCUGGAUAUGUGUGUAAGAUCUGCAAACGGAGCUUCUGUCGAAAGGCCCUUCUUCGUCGACAUCUCUCCGUUCACAACGGUCAGAAGGACUUCCGGUGUCCGUUUUGCUCCUAUGCAACAAGUCACAAAAGUAAUCUAGAAAGGCACCGGAAAAUCCACAGUAAAGAGGAUACUGUUUCCGAAUAUACGGAGGGUAAAGGCUUCUCGGAGUUGGAGAUACCUUACGGACACUCAAAAGAAGAAAACACUUCCAAAGAGCGCAACCACGGUCAUUUAGCAAACAAGAUACAUACCGCCAUCGUGGCAAAAUACGAGAACUUGCUUCAAGGUUAUGACAAAUGUCCAAUAGAACAAGUAGAAAAUAAAAAUCUAGAAAAUUCGAGGGAAACCUUCCAUGAUGACAAUAUGAAUCAGGUACAAAUAGAUCCAAAGCAAACUGAAAACAAUAGGAGAAAACAAUUCUGUAUUCCUCCGACGUCAGUGAAACGGUUGUUGGCCAAGCCAUAUAAGUGUAGCUUAUGCAAUCGUCAGUUUACUAGUCAGAAUCAAGAACAACGGCAUGAUUGCGUUCUUCUUAAGGACGAUUUCCCGAAUGUGCCCAUAAUAUGCAUGAUUCGGAAAGGAAUUCCCCCGCAACAGAAGUAUCACUUGUAAACUUUGUGAUAGAUACAAAUUAUUAAAUUAUUGC